AUGUCUGUAGAUGUUAGAUUACCCAAGAAAAGAAAGAAAAUCGAAUCUUUAGUUGGAUUAGAGCCGAAACACAUUGUUUCUCCAGGAGAUGUUAUAACAGAGGAUACUGGAUAUAUGAGGUUGGGGAAACAUAACCCGUCUGUCCAAAACCAUUCACAAUGUUUUCACAGUUAUACAUUUACAGUGUAUAUCGUGGUAGGAAAUCGAAGCUACACUGUAAGGAAAAGAGACUAAUCUAUUUUUAUUAUAUCUCACUGAUCUAGGGGUCAUGGCACCUAUGUUGAUGGAGAUAAAUUGAUAGCCUCAGUUGCUGGAGUUGUUGAGAGAGUGAACAAGCUUAUCUGCGUACGACCAUUUAAAACAAGGUACAUAUAGGUGUCUCAAAGUAAUGCUCUCAUAAAAUUUCUAAGGAACGCAACAGCUCUACCUCUUUCAAUAGACCCUUUCCUAAAACAACAACAAAGAGCAAUUUGUUUUAUCAUUGAGAUGUUGCAUUCAAGUUACACCUCCAGUUGAGGGGGCCUAAAGAAAAAAAACCUUAGUGACUUUAAUCAAUCUGACGACCCAUUUCUGUUUUUGGAAACACACCUUUAGUCUAUACAAGCCCACGAUAUCAUGUCUAUUAAAAAUUUUUGAAGUUGUAUAAUGUACCAGCAAAAUUCAGUGACUGUUGAAGUGAUGUCAUACAUGUAGUUUGGAUAAUUUUGUGCCCUGGAAUUUCCUAUCGUCUCAAGGUUAGCACAAUAUUGAAAUUUUCCAUGCAUCACAACUGCACGAAAUGCCCUAAAUAAGGUAUUUUUCCCCUGACAGGUACAAUGGAGAAGUAGGCGAUGUCGUCGUUGGUAGAAUUACAGAG
Molecule: messenger RNA, 856 nt
Organism: Porites evermanni
Lineage: Eukaryota; Metazoa; Cnidaria; Anthozoa; Scleractinia; Poritidae
Source: the annotation of a GenBank genome assembly